UCCAAACUACCAUAUUACUAAUACAUCUUUAAGGAUUAACUUUAAUAUGUUCUUAAUGCUAUGGAGGUAUAACACACACAAACAAACCCAAAAACGGAGUGUAGUGAAGCGGUUUAUGAUGAGAGCAACCUGCGGACUUUUUUUGUUAUAACUCCAUAACUAAAAUAUAUAUUCAAGUUAAUCCUUAUAAUUUAAUCUAUAUCCUACAAAAAAUCACUUUAUUGAUGGACUCUUUUCUUUUUCAAAUCAUUACGCUGCUCCGUCAGCGAGUCAAAAGCGGCGUUUUAAACAGCGACAUCAUUUUUUUUACGUUUUUUACUAUAAUAUCGUAAAUCAGCGGCCCCUCCACGUAUGUUUCGAGGUUUGCACUCUCACAACUACUGUGCAAGCAAUUGCUUUUGUAUGUGUUGUGACUUUAGUUAUCUUAGUUUGGGGACAGUUGACUCUAACAUCCUACAUAAAGAAUUAAUGUUCAAAUAGCAGUUUUAUACAAGUGUAUUUUCAAAAUAGUAACGAUAGUAUCAACAAGUUGCGGUUUGCACACACAGAAAGCAUCAGAUUGCACUAAAAAUUACGGUAUGUUUAGAAUAUAUGCAAUGCGGGUAUGUGAAUUUUCUUCUUUAUUUACCUGUGCCUACAUUUUCUUGUUAGACUAAGAAAAACUUUGAGCAAAUUCAUUGAAGAACAUUUCAAGAGCAAGGAGAAGAUUGACGAGGGAAAGGUAAGAUAUAUAAUUAAUUUGUUUAUUUCCUGGUUGAAAUGUUAAUAUACACUCGGUGUUACAUUUAUAAACAUUCUCCUCAAGGCUUUGUCUAUACAACAAAGAUUCUCUGUAUUAUACACGCACAACACUGACUGCUAUACAUUUUAUGGAUACCAUUAAUAAUAUUUACCAACAUGACAAAAGACCAAUGGUGACUGGAAAAUCCAUAUCGGCUUAUAGUUAAUUUUAAAGGUUACUUGGUGAUUUUAUUGGUUUCAUUGAGGCAUGCGCUAAAGCAUAAUAAAUCUGUCUGUCUGUCGCGGUCAAAAUGUUGAUUGCUACUACAGUAUGUUUAUACAUGUCUCCUUACAAAUGCUUAUACAUGUACCCAUUCAAAUGUAUAUUCAUAUCAUUAUACUCUUUCUGUUGUCUUCCUGUUGUUUUCAUAUCAUAAAUGUUCAUUUUUUUUUUUUUUUGUUUCGAGUAUUUAUCACAAGCACAUACCAUUAUCAUAAAUGCGUUUACAAUACAUUUUAACUAUGUAGUUUCAAUGCAUUACAUAUUGUGUGCAUGGACGGAGUAUCUGCAAUAAUUAACGCUCUGGCUUUUACUUUGGCUGACCCAGGAGAUGUUUUCCUGUGCCCAACUCCAGUAUACACCCGGAUCAGAAAUGACAUGCUUGAAGUAGGAGGAGUUGACAUCUAUGAGGUUCCAAUGUUUGACAUAACCUCACCUGAGGAUCCGUUUAAGAUGCGAAUAGACUUACUGGAAUCGUACUUGCAAAAAGCCAGGAAUGAUGGUUUGAUUGUACGUGGCGUGAUCCUUGUUAACCCCAAUAAUCCCACCGGGAAAGUCUACAAUCCGCACGAAUUACAGCAGUUAAUGACAUUCUGCAAAAGGAUUUUGGACUGUCCGGGUUUCGUUGCGGAGUGGUCUAUUCUCAUGACAUUAGGAUAAUUACUCGACUGAAGCAGAUAGCUACGUUUCAGCCUAUCCCUGCCCCUACACAGAAACUUAUUAACGGCAUAUUAUCUGAUACAAAAUGGAUAGACAAAGUAUAUUUCCCAGCAUAUUACGAGAGAGCAAAAGACAUGUACAAGUUGGUAAAGAAGUUUUGGACGAGUUGAAUAUCCCAACACCUUACAGCUGCCGGAAUGCAAUUUUCUUUUGGAUGGACUUGUCUCAGUUUUUGAAGGAUUUAUCAAGAGAAGAAGAAAACAAGCUGUUUAACAUAUUUAUGGAAGCCGGUCUCUACAUUAUACCCGGCAUGGAGAUGUUAAGUCGGAUUCCCGGCUGGUUUCGACUUACUUUCACUUUGCCAGAACAUGAAAUCCAAGAGGGUAAGUAUUGAAUCUCUCGGGGUCGCAAUAUAUAU
Pecten maximus is the source of this 2078-nucleotide messenger RNA. RefSeq names its product 1-aminocyclopropane-1-carboxylate synthase-like protein 1. Gene Ontology annotation, biological process: amino acid metabolic process; biosynthetic process. Lineage: Eukaryota; Metazoa; Mollusca; Bivalvia; Pectinida; Pectinidae. Gene Ontology annotation, molecular function: transaminase activity; pyridoxal phosphate binding. Bases 1274 to 1660 code for a protein of 128 amino acids. The transcript is spliced from 7 exons. The record is from RefSeq and is a predicted model, not a curated record.